AUGCCUGAGAAAAUAUUGGAGAGGAGGCUCAGAGUUGCGGUGGCUCAUCCCCAGGACCCGUUGCUGGCGGGGACCACCGAUAAACCCACAGCCGUCACUCAACAGCCCCGUAAGACGGAACUAUGGUCAGAUAUGCUGAAUGACGAUGACGCUGAUAUGCCGCCAUUAUUCGAGGACCUGCUCGAAGUGGACCCAGGCGACGAGGGCGCAGACGCCGAUGAUGCCGCUUCUGACUUCCUCGAGGCUGUGGAUAUGGAUGAUGUGGAGGAGGACUCUACAUUCCCAGCGGCCCAGUCCCGACCCUCCAGCGCAUCUGAGGCUGCGACUCCCGUCGAUAGCAGCCUAUAUGAUGUGUGCAAGCGCGCUACCGCCAAGCUUAACAUAACCUGGCCAGACACUGUAGAUGCGGAGGAUGGGGAAAGGGAUUUAUAUGACGGUAAACGGCUCCCGCCAGCGCAUCCACCUCCGAAGCAACUUCUCCCUGCUGUCAGCGCGUGCAUGAGAGAGGUGGGGAGGUUUUGGAAUAACCCACUUGGAAGCAAGCUUCCUGUACAGGGCUAUUCAAAGCUGGAGAUCCAUGGGAUGAAGGAGCUGGGGUUGGCCGAACCCCCAGCGGUGGAGCCUUCAGUGGCUUUUCACCUCCAUCCUAAUCGCCGUUCCGUCUCAGCCUCAAGUCAGGUUUCCCUGCCCACAAAAUCAGAGAGAGUUACAUCCUCCAUUCUGCAACGCAUGUACAGAUAUGCUUCUCAAUCUGCAUGCGUACUGAAUACUGUGACUUUACUGUCCGGUUAUCAAGGGGAACUACUUGAGGAAAUGGGACAACAGCUGGACUCCGGGUCUCCUAACCCGGUCCUCUGGGAGGAAAUCUGCGUGGUAAAUGACCUCAUCCUACGCUCAACUCGUGGAGCUUUCCAGGGCUGCAGCCAUGUCAUGGGACUGGCCGUAGCGGGUGAGAGGGGUCUAUGGCUCAACCACUCAGGUCUGACAGACGCUCAGAAGGCUGAAGUUAUGGACACUGCUUAUGACCCUACCAAAGGUCUAUUUGGUACGGCCCUGGAGAAGAUGAAGGAGACCAGUACCCUCCGUAAAGAGGAGGGUGCGGCCUUUAAUCUUUGGCUGCCAAGGAAACAACCUCCUCGUCCAGUGCAGCCCCAGAGAGCUGGGCCCCUCUAG
Molecule: messenger RNA, 1173 nt
Organism: Knipowitschia caucasica
Lineage: Eukaryota; Metazoa; Chordata; Actinopteri; Gobiiformes; Gobiidae
Source: the annotation of a GenBank genome assembly